CUACUCGAGUCUUAACCCUAGAACCCUGCGUUCUCAUUAGGGCCCACUGUGGACAGAGGACAGUGUUUCUAAAUAAACUGGGAAAGCAUUUCGACGCAUUUAUGGAUGAGAAUUAUUUACAUUUAUUUUAAAAUACCAAAAUUUUUAUGUUUAAUAAUCACACAAAGAAGCACACAAACACUCAUUUAACUCAUACUAAUUUAAUAGAUGGCCAUGCAUUUUGUUUAUCAUUGUAUUUUAGUAGAUAUUCAAUGUUCAAAGUGAUUGAACUUGUUGAAAUGAUGGACAGUUACAUUUAUUACACUAAAUGAUCAAUUGUUAAAUCAUUCAGCUUUCGCCCAUUCAAGUAGUCUGAAUUCUAACUUGACCAAACCAACAUAAACUCUGACAGAAAGUAUUGAUAGACAAAUGUAGUACAAAUACAUACAAAUUUGCAAAGGUCCUAUAUCAAUUCACAAUCCUUUUUUGAGCAUGACGGGUGGUGUCAAAGGUUACUGCAGUUCAUCUGGUGUCAGAUGAAAAGAGUUAGGGGGGGGGUGGGAUUUCCACUGUGCACUUCUCCCACCUAAUGACACUGGGAAAUAUUGUAUAUUUGACUCUAUGUUUAUUUGACUCUGACGCAACGGGUCUGAGGUAGCCCCCGCUUGUGAUUGUUGUGUGUCGAUGGUGACUCAUUUCCCUGCUGCAGACAGCUGAAUUUCCAAUAUCUGUCAUCUGGGGACCCUUCGUGAAAGACAGCAGAUGAUCUGCUCUGACCGAUCAUCAUCUUUACACUUCACGCAGGAUUAAAAACAGGCCAUAUAACUACAACACAGAUUCACUAUAAUCAUGUAUGGUUUGUUUGUAACAUGCAUAACUACUACUACUUUUUAUAACUGUAAUAAUCAUCAAAAGCAACCAUGAUUAGAGUUUAGCUUUGAAAACUAAAAACCUAGAAACCAAGGAGAAUUGCCAAUAUGUUGAAAAUGAGGAAAAGCAAAUGGCAGAAGUCCAGUCAUUGUGAAAGUUCCCACUUCUCCUCAUGGAGGUUUUGGGGUUUUAAGUCACAUUGAAAAUGUCGUGGUCCGGCCUUCAGACAUCGUCCUGACCUAUAAAAGAAGGCUGCACUUGGAUGUUUUAUCACUUGUUGGAGUUGUUGAGGGACAACAAUGCUACGCAAGGGCAUUACGGGGAGCUUUGGAGCUGCUAUCCACGGCCUCAACACCCCCCAGCUGACAGAUGGUGUGAUUAACAGGAGCAAAAGGAUGAUGCUGGACACCCUGGGCGUCGGGCUGAUAGGAACCAGGACAGAUGUCUUCAACAAGGCGCUCACAUACAGCAAGGUGUUCCGGUCUGACGAGAGGAGCAGCGUUUGGGGUCAAACGGACCUCAGCCUCCCCCCCCACUACGCCGCAUUCGUCAACGGCAUCGCGGUCCACUCCAUGGACUUUGAUGACACUUGGCACCCGGCGACUCAUCCCUCUGGGGCCGUGCUGCCCGCCCUGCUGGCCCUGGCAGAGACGCUGCCCAGGCAGCCCUCGGGUCUGGACCUGCUGCUGGCCUUCAACGUCGGUAUCGAGGUGCAGGGCAGACUCAUGAGGUUCUCCAGAGAGGCCUACAACAUCCCCGAGAGGUUCCACCCUCCCAGCGUGGUUGGGGUGAUGGGUAGCGCUGCAGCCUCAGCUAAGCUCCUGGGUCUGUCCCCGGCCCAGUGCGCCCACGCUCUGGCCAUCGCGGCCUCCUCUGCCGGGGCUCCGCUGGCCAACGCCGCCACGCAAACCAAGCCCCUGCACAUCGGGAACGCGGCCCGGCGAGGCCUGGAGGCCGCCCAGCUGGCCCGCAUGGGGCUGGAGGGGAACCCAGACAUCCUGGAUAUGACCUGCGGGUUUGGCGUUUACUACAAGGACUACGGUCCUUCGCCAAUGGCAGCGCCUUCCUCCGCGGACUUCCGGUGGGUCCUGGAAGACCAGGAUGUGGCGUUCAAGCGCAUCCCCGCUCACCUGGGGAUGCACUGGGUGGUGGACGCGGCCCUGGCGGCUCGCGCAAACCUCACCGCCGCAGUCGGCCACUGCGACCUCAGCCACAUCAGAAAGGUCACACUCAGGGUGCCGCCAUCCAAGUACGUCAACUGCGCCUUCCCCGCCACGGAGCACCAAGCCAGGCACUCGUUUCAGUUCAACGCCUCGUCGGCCCUGCUGGACGACAAGGUGACGGUGUCCUCCUUCAGCAGAGCUCACAUGGACCGGCCUGCUCUGAAGGAGCUGCUGUCCAAGGUGGAGGUGGAGACUCCUGGGGACAACGCACCCAGCUUCGACAAGAUGUACUGCGAGGUGGAGAUCGAGACGGAGCAGGGGCAGAGUCACGCGGCCAGGUGCGAUACCUUCUAUGGCCACUGGAGGAAGCCACUGAGUCAGGAGGACCUGGCGGAGAAGUUCAGCGUUAACGCGUCCUCGGUGUUGUGCGCGGAGGGGGUGGAGGGCGUGAUCGACAUCGUCGGGAACAUUGAGAGGGUGAGGGAAUGCUCGAUCUUAACUUCAUACCUGAGAAUGACGGGCAGUGAAGAGGAGCAGCUGUACAGCACGAGGAGGAUGUGAUUGUUCACAUUA
This is a messenger RNA of Pungitius pungitius (ninespine stickleback), 2585 nucleotides long. RefSeq names its product aconitate decarboxylase 1 (gene acod1). Gene Ontology annotation, cellular component: mitochondrion. Gene Ontology annotation, biological process: defense response. The record is from RefSeq and is a predicted model, not a curated record. Lineage: Eukaryota; Metazoa; Chordata; Actinopteri; Perciformes; Gasterosteidae. Gene Ontology annotation, molecular function: aconitate decarboxylase activity. The transcript is spliced from 5 exons. Bases 1149 to 2573 code for a protein of 474 amino acids.